Molecule: messenger RNA, 4929 nt
Organism: Siniperca chuatsi (mandarin fish)
Lineage: Eukaryota; Metazoa; Chordata; Actinopteri; Centrarchiformes; Sinipercidae
Gene: frmd6
Product: FERM domain containing 6
Exons: 15
Coding region: 527-2347 (606 amino acids)
Biological process (GO): positive regulation of hippo signaling
Cellular component (GO): cytoplasmic side of apical plasma membrane; cytoskeleton
Source: RefSeq, a predicted model, not a curated record
UACAGCUCCAGCGGGGGACAGAAUGUGGCUGUCGUCGUAAGCGGCAGAACGACGACUCUUCUCAGAAACUUAUUCAAAUCUUUCCCAAACUGUGGAUUUUCUUUCCUUCUGUUUUUUUUUCUCGUAAGAACUCAAAUUAACCCGUUCGGAUUAACACUUUUAAAAAGGAAUAACUUUGUUUUCUCAUUAAAAGGUUUAAGGAUGCUGUCAGAGGUUCGAUGCAGUUUGUGGGCGCAUGGAGACGGUGGCAGUGCUGCUCGCUGUGUGCAUCAGGAAUCAAAGGCCGCCAUUGUUGGAAUGAGAAGCAGAUUGGCUGACUGCAGCUCGGGUCCCCAUGCUCUGCCUUGUGAGUGCUGCUUGGCCUGCUGAGCCCGUUGAUGCUGGUGUGUCUGUACUGGGCUGCAGCUGAAGCAGGGAUACAGUGACUGGUGGUGGUGUCUGUGCCUGCGGUGGUGGAGGUGGGUCGUCAGAGGGCCCAGAGCCCGGUAGCAGGCGGAGGGGCCUGUCCUGUCCCAGCCACACGAAGAUGAACAAACUGAACUUCCACAACAACAAAACCAUGCAGGACCGCCGCUGUGUCUGUGUCUUUUUGCCCAAUGAUGACACGCUCAAUGUCAUAGUCAAUGUGAAGACCCUGUGCCAGGAACUGUUGGUUCAGGUGUGUGACCUCCUGAGGCUGAAGGACUGUCACCUGUUUGGACUCAGUGUUAUUCAGAAUAAUGAACACAUUUAUAUGGAGCUGGAUCAGAAGCUAUCCAAAUACUGCCCCAAAGAAUGGAAGAGAGAAGCCAGCAAGGGCAUCGACCAGUUUGGGCCUCCAAUGAUCAUUCACUUCAGAGCUCAGUAUUACGUUGAGAACGGUAGAUUGAUCAGUGACCGGGCAGCCAGGUACUACUACUACUGGCACUUGAGGAAACAGGUGCUGCUCUCACAGUGUAUCCAAAGGGAGGAGGCCUACUUCCUCCUGGCAGCCUUCGCCCUGCAGGCUGACCUCGGCAACUUCAAACGUAACAAGCACUUUGGGAAGUACUUUGAACCUGAAGCCUACUUCCCUCCAUGGGUGAUAGCCAAGCGUGGCCGUGAGUACAUCCUGAGGCAUAUCCCAAAUAUGCACAAAGACCAGUUUGCUCUUACGGCUUCAGAGGCGCACCUCAAAUACAUCAAGGAGUGUGCCCAGCUUGACGACGUCACUGUCCACUACUACAGACUCUACAAGGACAAGAAGGAAGUAGAGGCAUCUCUUACAUUGGGAUUGACUUUACGUGGUAUCCAAAUAUUUCAGAAUGUCGGGACCGUGAGGCAACUGUUGUAUGACUUCCCCUGGACCAACGUGGGAAAACUGGUAUUUGUGGGGAAGAAGUUUGAAAUCCUUCCUGAUGGACUACCCUCGGCCCGUAAACUCAUCUACUACACAGGUUGUCCCGUGCGCUCUCGCCACCUCCUGCAGCUGCUCAGCAACAGCCACCGGCUCUACAUGAACCUGCAGCCUGUUCUCAAACAAGUCCGUCGGUUGGAGGAAAACGAAGAGAAGAAGCAGUACAGGGAGUCGUACAUCAGCGACGCUCUCGAACUGGACAUGGAGCAGCUGGACAAACGUUGCCGGGCCAGCGGCAGCAGCGCAGGGAGCAUGUCUCAUCACAAACGCCUGUCCCGCCACUCCACGACUAGCCACGGCAGCUCACACACCUCUGGUAUUGAGACGGACAGCUUCAGGGCCCCGGGUCAGGCCCCGCACAGGCCCCUAAGAACCUGCAGCUCGUCCACAACCAGCCACGGGAGCUCACACACCUCCGGCAUCGGGAGCAGCGGAAAAGAGCGCAUACUAGAUGAUGAUGAGAUUGAGAUGCUAGUGGACGAUCCCAAAGACUAUGAGGAGCUUCAUGAGAUGGCUCUGGACCAGGAGCUGUGUAUCCACAUCACUGAGGACAUGUUGACCAUGUCGCCUGAUCAGACCAACGGAUACUCAGGACUGAUAGUAAAAGACGUCAGCUCCUCCACGUCCAGCUCCUCUGAGACCGUCGUCAAGAUGAGAGGACAAAGCAUCGAGUCUCUGCCACAGACAUCUGCGUGCAGGAAGCCUCAGUCUUCGACCGACCGGCACAGCCAGUCUCUUGACGACGUCCGGCUCUACCAGAAGGACUGCCUGCAGUGGGCUGAGCUCUGCCAGGACACCGCCCACAGCUACACAUUUGGUUGCGCCCAGGAGCUGAGUGACGGCGGCGGUGGCUAUCAGGGCCUCGCCGACCAGCGUGCCAGCAUGCUCACUGAGCAGCACCCCAUCAAAAGAACCAACAAGUACUUCUCCCUGGACCUGACCAGCGACGAGGUCCCCGAGUUCGUGGUGUGACGGAGGCGGAAACAAGGCAACCUCAGGGUGAACUUUUCGCUCCGCCAUGUCAGAUGUGGAGAUGUUUCAGCCCUCAGGGAACAAGACAAGAGAGGAGUGUUGGAGAGGUGGUUUCUAUUCUUGGCAGCGAACAGCAGCGAUGAGUAAACUGGCAGCAAGUUGGCUGUCUCUUCACUUACCACUUCGGAUGAAUAACACAUAAUAAAUGAACAAAAAUGGAGGAUUCUGGCUGAAAUGGGAACUUAAAGAAUGAACACUGGGUUCAAGACAACCUGUGUCUUUAAAAGUAACCUGAGCUGCUUCCCCUGUGUGAAAGGAAACAAAAGGGAUCGUGUCAACUUAUUUUAAAAACAUUUUUAUUCAAAUCUGUCUCCUCCAAACUGGUUUCAAGAACCACACGUCGUGUUUGCCUGCUUUGUAAAGUCAUAAAAAGACUGUGUGUGCAUGAACGUAGGCUUACAGCAGACAAAGAUUGAUGCACAGACAUAUAGACAAGAGCAUAUCAAAGGUUUUCUCUGGAGGACACAAAGAACAAAAUCACUGAGCUACAAACCAAAGACAAGAAAUGGAAAUAAACUGAAAGGAAAUGUCCAACUUAUUCUCAGUGUGCAGCCCUGACAAAAACAUUUCAAAGUCAUGGUGGGAGGGAAGAUAAAUCCAUAAUCCUUUGAGAGAAAGCAACUGUGGUUUCUUCCCUUGGUCUUCUUCUAUGCCACUUCAUUUUACCUCAACAGGAAGUGGUGUGCCAGCUCCCCCCUCUCAGACUGGACUCUUAUGGUACGUGUCCACAGAGGCUUUUUUGGACGUAAGGGGUCGCGCCGCUUCCCAGCAUUGGACGCUUGAUAGGCGUGCCACUAGAUGUCACGAUAGAUGAUUGACAAAUGCUCUCCUUCCCUGAAACACAACAGGAAACACUUCCUGGCUGCACCUGAUUGGACGAGCGCUUUCACUCGUGGGCUGUCUGCUCCCAGAUUUCAAACUGGACCAACAUGACGGCUCGUUUGGAAACUUUCUUAUAUUACGAAAAUAGUUCACCAAAAUGUGUUUAUGAAAACAUUUGAGGUGAGAAAUAAGCCAUGCAGUUGCUGAAUCUGUCUUCAUUUUAGAUGGACAGUGGUUAGUUUUAAUGGUUUUUCAGGAGUUUUCCAGAGGCGGCGAGUCGUGCUGGACGCCCCUGAUUUGCAUAAAGCCUAGAUUCAACUUUAUGCAAAUUAGGAACGCCAACGUGACGGCCCACCUCUUGAAACGCAACGCUACGCUACCAAAAUGCAUUGCAGGGCUUGGAAAGCGUGGAAAUGACGGAUCCUGUAGACACGUACCAUUAAUCAUGUGAACACACACCCGAUGUGCCUUCAUCACACUAUGCAGGUGUCAAACCCUCGUCUUGACAAUCACACGCCCUCACCUUACUCAAUUUUAAAGAUCUAACCCAUCAAAAUUCAAAGCUCUACAUUAUUUUUAAAUGUUAUACACUCACCUCUUUAGCAUAUCAAGACAGUUUUUCAGCAUCUUAAACAUCAAAAAGACUCGAUUUCAAUCUGUUUCAUGUCCUGUGAAAUCCGACCGAGUUUCCUGGAAGGAAUGAGGUCGAGUAAGUUACUACAUGUCCUGACUUGAGUUGAGUUUGUGGCCUCAAAAGCUUCCCUGUAAUCUAGACUCAAAAUGGAGCCCAGUUGGCUGUUGGCCAAAACAAACUGUACAUUUUGAUGCAUACAUUUACGCCUUCCUUUCUGCUCAAGUUUUAUUCCAUUUUUGUUGUUUUCUGUUUCAUUUCGUCUAUCAUUUUAAACUGGAAUUUGUUACAUUUUUUAUUUUUCAUCCUCUCUUUUUACCUGAAAUCUCUUUACAUGUUGUAUUUUUGUAUGAACUGUCCAGACUUGUGUAUGUUGAACAGUUAUUCUGUGUGCGGUUGAUUUAAUUCAGUAUUACAAGCAAAUGUAUGUGACAGUAUUAAGGACAUGUGAUGUUUGUGGCUCAGAACAAGAAAGACUGGUUUUAUCAUUUUAAUUUCGCGGUGAGAUUCAAGAGAACUGAAGCCCGUGGUAGUGUUACAAGCUGUUAUUUCUCAUAAAUCACAUCUCAAAUUUCAAUACACUACAGCUGCCGUGAAUGAGGACAUGAGGUUGUUGCAGGUUAAAACAACAAAUAAGAUGUUUUUACGCAUAAAUCAUUCAGCUGAAAUUCAGAGUGCCACAGUUACAGUUUUGUCUGAUUUAAGUUAAUACUGUCAUGCUUUUUUAAGGUUACAACCAUAUACUUUAUCUUCUCUUUAUCUACUCUUGAAUUAGGUGGAAAACACUGCACCAUAACUUUUGUCAUGACCACAGAAUAACAUUUUGAUUUUAAAAUGAACUCUUAAAAAUAUUAAGUUCUACAUACAACUUUCCAAGUGGUUGAAAUGAUCCUUUAAGUUACUGAAAAACACUAAUUGAAAAAGUGGAUUCUGCUGUUGUAUGAUAUUAAAGGAAUACUUCAUCAUUUUGGGAAAUAACUUAUUACUUUCUUGCUGAGAGUUAGAAGAGAAGAUUGAUACCACUCGCAUGUCUGUACACUAAAUAUGAGUCUACAGCCAGAAGACGAUU